Molecule: messenger RNA, 1144 nt
Organism: Triticum urartu
Lineage: Eukaryota; Viridiplantae; Streptophyta; Magnoliopsida; Poales; Poaceae
Product: Nucleoside diphosphate kinase family protein
Biological process (GO): CTP biosynthetic process; UTP biosynthetic process; GTP biosynthetic process
Molecular function (GO): nucleoside diphosphate kinase activity
Source: RefSeq, a predicted model, not a curated record
UCCCGUUGCUUGGAAACGAUGCUUCUGUUUUGAUGCUUGAAUAAAGGAGGAGUUUUCUGUCAAAAAAAAAUCAACCAAAAAAAUUGGGGAGAAGCAGCAGGUGCUCCGCCUCUGCCGCCGCCGGUGAUCCGCCGUAGCAGCCGCUCGCCCCGCCGCACCUGAUCCUCUUCAAUCUACUGUUCCAUUCCACCCCGACCCAAACCAAACACACACUAAACACCGCCGCCGACCUCUCCUAAGUUGUGUCCCAUCUCACCGGAGAUGGCCGGGGCAGCUUCGUCGGUAGCGCCAGUUCUCGUCAUCUGCUUGCUGUCUCUUGUUCUCUUCUUCCACAGGUGCCGGAGCUGUGAGGCUGUGGAGAUAGAGAGGACGUUGGCGAUGAUCAAGCCGGAUGGUUUGUCUGGUAACUACACCGAAAAAAUCAAGGAGGCCAUCUUGGAGUCUGGAUUUGAUAUCAUAGAAGAGGCAGUUGUCCAGCUGGAUGUAGAGAGGGCAUCACUCUUCUACGCUGAGCAUGCCGAUAGAAGCUUCUUCAACAGCCUAGUGAAGUACAUGACGAGUGGUCCAGUUUGUGCUAUGAUUCUGGAAAGCCCCGAUGCCAUUUCAUGCUGGCGAAAUUUGAUAGGGCCAACUGAUGCAAGAAAGGCUAAAACUUCACACCCUGACAGCAUUAGAGCAAUGUGCGGCUUGGACUCUGAGAAAAAUUGUGUGCAUGGUUCAGAUUCACCACAAUCUGCAGCUAGAGAGAUUUCGUUUUUCUUCGGAGAUGAUAAAUCUGAAGCGCUGGAACAUGACGAGCUGUAGACAAUUGGCAUGUAUCCUCAAAAGGCAGAUAAUUUUUGAAGUUUGAUUUGCCCCUUCCAGCUAUUAGUUGAUGAAAAUGUCUGUACAUCACAUAUGUUGAUCUGACAUCAAACUUCUCCAGUUGAUAGCUUCAUCCCUUGGUUGCCAAAGGCUGUGACGGUGAAAUCACCACAGCGAAAUUUUGUCAAGCACUCCCAUCUAACUGAUUGUGUGUCCGUGAUGUCAAAAAAAAAACUGAUUGUGUGUCCCAGUUAAAUACACCCUCCGUCCGGAAUUACUUGUCGCAGAAAUGAAUGUAACUAGACGUAUUUUAAUUCUAAGAUACAUCCAUUUCUAUCCA